CACUUACAAAUUAUUAGCAAAACUUUGUCGUUAAGGUUAAGAAUUAUCUAUAAAACUUGAAGAAAUUAUAAAUGAAUUUGAAAAACAAAUUCAUUAAAUUAUUCAACAAUAAUAAGUGCAAAUAAACAAGUGUGUUCUAAAACGAAAAAUCAUUAAAAGAUUUUAAAAAUAAGAAAGAUCAAGCCGACGAAAAAAUAAAAUUUUUAAGUAUAGCAAAUAUACAUUUUGGCUGUGCUUGUUGGUGUUGGUAUUCAUGUGCUUCCACGGAAAGAGUUUUUAAAGAAAAGAAUGAAGAAAUGACGAUAAAAAAUACGUAACCAUAAGUUUGAAAUAUAAUAUUGAAGAAAUAGUUUUAAUUUGUUCACAAAGUUUGCUGAUUUUGCAGAAAACCCAAGAAAUAAGGUAAAACCGCAUACAUACACAUAUUUUCUACAACCAUCCUACAUUCAAGAGCUCACACUCUCUCCUCAACGAUACGUCGAUAUCAAUGUGCAUGCAGAUUUUUAUUAUUUUUUUGCAAAAAUAAUUUAAAAUAUUUUAAUAAAUACAGCAAUUUGUGUGUACACUAUGCGUUAAUGGAAAAUAAUGUAAUAAAACAAGAAAUAUUGAAAACGAAAGAUAUAAAAUAAAAUAAAAUAAAAUAAAGAAAAAGAUUCGGGAUAAUAUUCUGAAAAAACAAAGCCAAAUGAAUAAAUAAAUUGUAUUGUAUGUGUAAAGAAAAUUGUGCGAAAUGAAUAUGAAGAUUUUUCAAAGUGUGCAUGGGAAACAAAAAAUCAAAUUAAUUAAUUCUAUAUUAAUGCAUAAUUUUACAACAGCCAUUAUUAUUAGUAAAUGUAACAAGCCAUUAUUAAUUAAUAGUUUAAUUAUAAAUUCAACAAAAAAUUUAUAUUAUAUUCAACAAAUUAUAGAACAAUUAUCUUUAAGCAAUUGUAAAAAUUUAAUAAAAUUUUGUUAGAAGCAAAAAAAAAAGGAAAAACAAACAGCAAAAAGAAAAACUAACACACCACCCACAAACGAAAAAAGAAAAGUAAAAGAAAUCAAGUGAAAAUUUAAAUACUAUAUAACAAAAAAGAAGAAAAACAUUGUUAGCUAAAUCAUACAAAAUAAUAAAGCAAAAUAUUUAUAAACUAAAAAAGUCAAAAAAACGUUUAAGAACUAAAAAUAGAAAAGAAAUAAAAAGUGUAAUUUUUUAAAGAAUUUGUGGUAAUAAAAGUGCGAUAUAAAAAAAAACGCCCUAUAAAAAUUUGUUUGUCACGUUCGUGUUUCUAAACGUAAUGCAUUCAGUUCAAAGUGUUUCCAAACAAUCAAAGCUUAGUAGAAGACAACGAAGACUUCACCGUUAUUGUGCAGCGUCAGCAUCAUCUUCAUCAGCAUCAGCUUCAUCUGCACCACGAGUCAGUGGUUAUAAAGUUGCAAAAGCCUACCGAUAUACAGUUCCUAUAGUACACGGCAUUGUAGUGUCCAAUCUAUCGUUGGUAUUGCUACAAAAAGAAUACAUAGAGCAAUUCUAUUUUGAAAAACGUAGCGGCGGAGGAGGACCUGAUCCUGAUGCGAAUGCCGAUCUUCAUCGGCAUUUGAAUGCAACCAACCAGCCAUACAGCCACCACUCAGCAAAGUCACUAGCAUCGCAUUGUAAAUCCAAUAUACAAUUACAGCUGCUACGUUUUGGAUGAUUGAUAUCAUCGAGACUAUGUGAUAAAUGACAGGAAUAUUAUAUUAAUUUAAAUUCUCUUAAAAAAGUCAAUUAUAAUACAAUUUAUAAAACUUACGCUCAAGGGCUCCAUCUAGCGGAGAAGAUAUUACAUUUUGCUCCAGUGAAACAACAACAGCAUCAAUUUAAAAGAAGACGUUUAAAAACUCGUACUCGCAAUCGUUAACAACUGUAAAUGUGUGGCACCGAUAACGGAAAUAAAAUACCUUUAUUGAUACGAUCUUGAUUGAACAAUAAUAAAAAAAAAAUAACCUAGAAACCCUGGCUUUUGACGGAAGACGGAAGCUAUAUCAAAUAUCUCAAAUAUCUUUAAAUCGAUAUUCGUAUAUACUGAUUAUUUAUGGUUAGAUAGACAAAACAGACAGAUAGAUAGAUCGAUUUGCUUAUUGUUUGUUGUUUCGUCGUGAUCUUUUUUCAAAAUGGAACUCAGUCAACCAAGAAUAUUGUUAAUUUCUAUUAAGCAAAUAGAAUACGAAAGUAAUAACAGUACUGAAUACAAUAUGAGCCGAGUUUGCCACAUUGCUCAUGUACGGGAUGUCACAGGAGCUAAGAAACUGCGAAGCUGACAUUAUCUACUACUAUACGAUGAAGAUGAUGCCAUUAUAUAGGAUCAACUAAAUAAUUAAAAACAAAAAAAACAACAAAAAUUAAAACAAUUAAAAUAAACGAAAACUCAAGAACAUUGAAAUUUUGAAAUAAACGAAAAAUAAACAUUAAAAACAAAACAAAUUUAUUAAUUAAUUAAAAGAAAAACUUUUAUAUUACGCAUAAAUAAAAAAAAAGAAAUAAAAUAAUAUUAAAAACAAAAAAUUAAAAAUAAAUAAAUAAAAAAGAGCAAACAUUUUUUUGAGAUUAACUUAGUGAAACGCACAAGAAAAACAAAAUUCAAAAUGCAAAAAUAUACCCCUCUUAAAGAAGGUGUCAAUGAACAGAUUACACCAACAGCCCCACCCGUAUCUGCUAUACCAAAUGGUUAUACAACGGAUAAUAUUUUAGACUCCAAUUUCAACACCGAAAUGGAUACAACAGAUAAAGCCUCAGCAUUGGCUUCUACAGCAGCGGCCACCAAACAUUAUACUAACAAAACUAACAUGGCCAAAUUACAGUGGUGGAAUGCACCCACUACCCGAAUCACACUAGAUACUACUUCUGCCUCGUCAUGCUAUCCCGCUGAACGCGAAGCACUUAAUGCCCAAACUCAGGAAGGUAGAGAAGAUGAUAAUGAUAAUGUAUUUUCUACAAAUAAUCUACCAAAAGAUUCACCAAAUAAUCAACAACAUGAUGAGCAACAUUUACAUCAGAAUCAUCAUAAUCCCCAUCAUAACUAUCAUCAUCAUCAUAAUCACAAUCCGCAUCAUGCUUCAAGUGAUGGUGGCAAUUCACCAUUGUCGAAAAGUGCCAGCAGUUCACAUCAUAAGCUGCAUCAUUUGUCGGCCACCAGUAAUGAUCGUAUAUCCAACAAGAUUCCAUUAACCAAUCAGUUUAGCAUUGAAGAAGAUCAUGAUCAAACUAGACAGGACUCACAAUUAUUAUUAAAUGAUAAAAAACCAUGUUUUGGUUUAUUAAAUCCCAACGAAGAUGAUGAAAUGAAAAUUACCGGCUAUCGCCGGUCAAAUUUGCGCACAUUUUUAUGUUGGCUUUGCAUAUGUUUGACUGGCGGCCUAUUGCGAUUAAUAUUGCAUUGGUGGGGUCAUUGGUAUUUAAUGGCCACCCAUGAAAUCUGCACUUUGGAGGAAGCUGAAAAAGUUUUAGUCCAAGAAGACUAUAAGGGAAACCAUAAAAUCUAUUAUGUUAAACAAGUACAAACAUUAGAUUUUAAUACCUUAAGACAUGACCAAUUGAAGCGGGCCAAACAAUUAAAGAAAAAAUCUUCGACAAAUAAUGAAAUUUUAGCAAAUGGUUGUAAUAGUGUAGAUGCUGUAGCUAAUAUUGAUGAAAAGAAUUUCCAUCUGUCGAUGCAUUUUGAAACAGGACAAUUUAAAUAUUGUUCCAGUGCCCGUAUAUUCAAUUGCAAACAAUUACGCUAUGCCUGGAAUCCACAGACGCAAACUUUUGAUAAAUUACAGGGAUUGGAUGUGGACGUGUUGAAUACAUAUUUCCAUCAACAAAAAGGUUUAAAUGGACAAGAGCAGAUUGCACGACGACUGGUGUAUGGGCCGAAUGAAAUAACAGUUCCUUAUAAAGAUGUUAAGACACUAUUGUUCUUAGAAGUACUUAAUCCAUUUUAUGUUUUCCAAAUAUUUUCGGUGGCAUUAUGGUUUGCCUACGACUACUAUUACUAUGCCUGUGUUAUUGUACUAAUGUCCGUAUUUGGCAUAACCAUGUCAAUUGUUCAAACUAAAAAGAAUCAAGAUGCUUUACGUGAAACCGUACAUAAUACUGGCACAGCAUUGAUUGUUAGUGAAAAGGGAGAUGUGCAAGAAUUACCCACCCAAUGCCUGGUACCGGGCGAUAUAAUCGAAAUACCUUCUAGUGGUUGUACUAUGCAAUGUGAUGCUGUCUUAUUGGCGGGCAAUUGUAUUCUAGAUGAAUCAAUGUUGACGGGUGAAAGUGUACCAGUUACUAAAACUCCGCUGCCUAUGAAACGUGAUGUGAUAUUCGAUAAGAAGGAACAUGCCCGUCACACUCUAUUCUGUGGCACUAAAGUUAUACAGACUCGUUUGAUUGGUUCCGAAAAGGUUUUAGCAAUUGUCAUUAACACAGGAAAUAUAACUGCCAAAGGUGGUUUAAUACGUUCAAUAUUGUAUCCACCACCAGUUGAUUAUAAAUUUGAGCAAGAUUCCUAUAAAUUUAUUGAAUUUUUGGGUCUUAUUGCCUUAAUUGGUUUCAUCUAUACGUUAGUGAGUAAGAUUUUGCGUAAUGUAGAUCCUGUUAAGAUUGCUGUUGAGUCUUUGGAUUUAAUAACAAUUGUAGUGCCUCCUGCAUUGCCAGCUGCCAUGACUGUGGGCCGUUUUUAUGCCCAAAAACGUUUAGAACGUAACAGCAUCUAUUGUAUCUCGCCACGUUCCAUUAAUGUGGCUGGCAGUAUUGAUUGUUGCUGUUUCGAUAAGACCGGCACCUUAACCGAAGAUGGUUUAGAUAUGUGGGGUGUGUUACCCAAAUCGGCCACCAAUCAAUUCCAAAUACCCAUCAAACAAAUUGAUCGUUUACCUUGUGAUAAUUUCCUUUUUGGUAUGGUAACAUGUCAUUCAAUUACCAUCAUGAAUGGUAAAAUGAUGGGUGAUCCUUUGGACUUGAAGAUGUUCGAAUCCACUGGCUGGAUUUUGGAAGAUCCUCAGAAUCAACCCCAGGGUCUGUUGCAAUCGACUGUGGUAAGACAGCCUAAGAAUCGCAAAAUCGAAAAUAAUGUUGAGGAAGAAAGUGACUGUGAGAAUAAGUUAACACAAAUCCGUGAGAGACAAUCAUCAGUCGAUGAUUUACUAUCCGAUGUGGGUUUACUCAAUGGUGAGUCUAACAAUGACCAUGGUGUAGUACGAGAAUUUCCAUUUACCUCUAACCUGCAAAGAAUGUCAGUUGUAACGAAACGUUUGAGUGAGAAAAACUUCAAUGUCUAUUGCAAGGGCUCGCCCGAGAUGUUGCAGCAAUUGUGUUUGCCAAAAAGUUUGCCCGACAACUUUUCCCAGCAAUUGGCCACUUAUGCCAAGCAGGGAUAUCGUGUCAUAGCCAUGGCCUAUAAGAAGCUUAGUCCGAAAUUAAACUUUACGAAAGUACAGCGUUUGGCUCGUGAAAAUGUUGAAUGUGAUUUGGAAUUUUUGGGAUUUGUGGUGUUGGAGAAUCGUUUGAAACCCGAUACUACUGAGGUAAUAGGAGCCUUGACAAAAGCCGAAAUUAGAACGAUAAUGGUAACGGGAGAUAAUAUAUUGACGGCCUUAAGUGUGGCUAGAGAUUGUGGCAUAGUCAGCUCAACACAGCCCGUGGUAACAGUUAAUGUGCGUCAGAAGCCCGAAGCUAAUGUUGAGGGUCAUGAACAUACACAUGCUCAUGGUCAUGGACACGGCCAUGGUCACGGUCAUGGUCACGGACAUGGUCACGAUCACGAUCAUCAUGAUUAUGAAUUGUAUUAUACCUUAGAUUUGGGCAGUGCUUCGUGUGCCUCUAACUCAAUAACAAAUGGUAAAACUAAUGGCACUUUAACCAAUUCCAAUACCAAUGAUACGCUCUCAUAUGCCGGUGACAAUAACUACCACAGACUAAAUGGCGAUGUGGCCUCCCUAUCCAGUGCUGCUUCGCUAACAAUGCCCAACAGUAAAAGUUGUGGCAGUGUGGAGACUAUGGAUACUUGGACCCACAAUGAUAUAGAAUUGGGCAUUUCUACACCCUUGGAUGGGGAUGCGCCGCCAAUAAUGUCAGCAAAUAACGCCCAAUCGUUGCAGGACAAGAAAUGGCGCAACAACUAUCGUUUUGCCAUGGUAGGAAAAACCUGGCAAAUCGUUAAAGAUCAUUUUCCCGACUUGCUGCAAAACUUUUUGACGCGUGGUGUUAUUUAUGCUCGCAUGUCUCCCGAACAAAAACAAGCCUUAAUUGUGGAAUUACAAAAUCUUGACUACUGUGUUGCCAUGUGCGGUGAUGGUGCUAACGAUUGUGGUGCCCUAAAAGUGGCGCACACCGGUAUAUCUUUAAGUGAAACUGAAUCAUCGAUUGCCUCGCCGUUUACCUCACGUAAUCCCACCAUAGCUGCGGUUCCCAAUGUCAUUAAGGAAGGCCGUGCUGCCCUCGUCACCUCAUUUGGUAUAUUCAAAUAUAUGGCUGCCUAUUCCAUGGUGCAAUUUAUAUCGGUCAUGAUAUUGUAUUCCAUCGAUUCGAAUUUGACUGAUAAACAGUAUUUGUACAUAGAUCUGGGUUUAAUAUCCAUUUUUGCAUUUUUCUUUGGCAAAACCGAAUCGUUCCAUGGGCCACUAGUGAAACAGGUGCCUUUGUCUUCAUUAAUAUCACUAACACCGUUGGCCUCGAUUGUCUUGCAUUUGAUGGUGGUUAUAGUAUUCCAAGUGUCGGCCUGGUAUCAUCUGCACCAGCAGGAAUGGUUCGAGCCCUUCGUGCACAGCAGCGAAGAUCAUUUGGGCUGUUGGGAAAACUACACCAUGUUUGCCAUAUCCAGUUUUCAAUACAUCAUUUUGGCGUUUGUAUUCUCCAAAGGUGCUCCCUAUCGCCGGCCCAUUUGGUCGAAUUUACCCUUCUGUUUGACGCUGAUCGCCAACCUGUGUAUUGUUAUCUACCUCAUUUUAAUACCACCCGUUUGGUUGGCUGACUUUUUCCAACUCAUCUUACCGCCAGACAUGAAUUUCCGCUAUUGGAUGUUAAUCUAUGGUGUGUGCAAUUUUAUAGCUCACAUUAUCAUUGAAACUUUGGUUGUGGAAUAUUUACUGUUUAAGAAAUUCCAAGCACGUCGUGAUCGUGAUUUACGUACAUCCAAACGUAAAUACAUGCAAAUUGAAUACGAUUUGAAAUUCUAUCAAAAUUGGCCCCAAAUCACCGAAGAACCUUUGCACACUAUGCAAAUUGAUCAUAGCAAGGCUAAACCUGCAUAUUAUGAAAUUAGUGCUGAACAAAAUUUCGAUACACCCGCUUCCGAGAAUAAUCCCUUGAAUAAUUUCUUUGAUUUUGAACCAAACACACCAACAUCACCGGAUCAACACUUUCAAAUGUCACAUGAACCCGCACACGUAAUACCAACACCGCCAGCUACUUCAACGCCCACAAUAGCAGCAACAGGAACAAUACAGCCACUAUCCUUUGCAAAUAAUAAUAUUAAUAACAAUAAUAAUAAUAAUAAUGUUGUAGAAUGUUGAGAGAUUUAAGAUAAUAAUAGGAAUUUUUCUUAAGGAAUACAGGAUAAAGACUAGACAAUUUUAAGGUAAUUCACGUCAUUGUUUUUGAAGCUUGGAAAAAUGCAAACAUUCGUGCAAUCUCAGCAACAACAUACUUAAUACGUAAUCCUUAUGGUUGUUGGGAUUGUGCGAAAAUUUGCAUUUUACCAAUUUAAAAAAACGAUGUCGAGAAUUAUUUUUUUAUUUUCUAUUGUCUUUUGUUUAGAAGAAGGGAAUUAAUAUAUCAAGUAGGAAUAGUUGGCUUUAUCUAAAUAUUUUAUUUAUUUUUUAUUACAUAUUUGUUCUAUUAGAAGUUUUAAGCUAAAAGUUUGGCCAGUUAAACAACUUGAGUUUUGUUAUUAUAGCUUUGGCAGCUUAUAAUUGUACCUUUAAUUAGGUAUUGGAAAUCGUUAAAUUUAAUUUGAGACUUAUAUUGAAUGUGUUCUUAUUGCCGGUCAUAAAUUAACCUUUAUUUAAACUUAAAUAAUAUAAACAAUUUGUAUUUCCACUUCAUACAAAUUACCGGUCAAUAUUUCAAGCCUUUUUUUCAAGAUGUCUGAUUAUUUCUUAACUUAAAGUUAAGACAUUUUUAUAUGAAAAUUGUCAAUAUAAUAUUUAGGUUUAAACAUGUUAACUAGACAUUGUGAAAAUGGGUGUAAAAGAUGUAUAAAAAUUAAAAAUACCUCUGGCUUAGUUUCUGAAGAUCAAUUUGUAUUAUAGCGGAAAAUGCAAUCAACCAUGGAUUUAUUCAAACUAGUACACAUUCAUAAGAGUACAAUGCCAAUUAAUUUUAUUAAAUACAUAUUACUUUCAGUAAAGCACAGUGGCUACAAAUGUAAAAUAGUAAAUGCAAAAGUGGUGUAACCCCAAACUAUUUAUUUAGUGGUAUAUUCAACCAACACCACUUUUGCUACAUUACUUUGUUAUAUUAUGCUCUGUGCAAAAACGAAACAGCAACCCAAAAAAAAUUAGUUACACCACUUUUACGCUGAUGGCCUCAAUAAAAUAACAAGAACAAUUUGAAUACCAUAACGUAGCUUACCCCACUUUUGUUUUGAUAUUGGUAAUGUAAGGACUGUAUGUAACACCAAAACAGCAACCAAAAAAAAUGUGUUACACCACUUUUACGCUGAUGGCCUCAAAUAAAAAAAAGAACUUUUAUAGAGAGAAUUUAAAUUAGAAUAAAUUCUUAAUUCAAUUGAACCAUACAGCAUGAAUUAGUUCGUUGCAUUGAAUUCAUUCCUUUCUGAAUUAAUUCUUUGUUGAAUUAAUUCCUAAUUGAAGGAAUUCAAAUAUAUUGCAAAUAGGUUAAUAAAAUAAGUUGAUUCAAAUGACGAUUUAAAUUUUCUAAUUUUUUUUUCGAACACUAAACUUUAGUUAUGCUGCAGUGAACAAACAUUUUGAGAAAUGUUCUCCUCAAAAAUAAGCUAGACUUUCAUUUUAGUUGGGAACAUCAUCGACUCCUUAUUUUUCCUCCAUAUAUAAUGAGGUCACCCUACUGCCUUUAUCACAAUGGGAUCAGUUUUUAAUGGAGUUAGCUGCUUGACGAGUGGCUACCCAUCUAACCUAUUGCCUUUAAAUGUCAAUUUAACAUUUUAUCAGAUGGCUUUUAAGCUAUUAUUCGAGUGAAUUUUAUUAAUUUGGGGAUUAUUAUAAAAAUGUACUUCCAAGGUUUCAAUAAUCACCCCUAUCGUGAAAACAUGUGAAAUGUAUGUUCCCAUGAAAUAUUCAUUUCCCUCGAAGGGAAAAACUUUUCAUUCACAAUAGUUGAUUUUGUUCGUAACAGCUGUUUAUUGUUUACAAAAUUCCAUCUAAAAUUUCACAACAUGGGGAAUUUUUUCACGUGAACAAAGUUUAUGAACGAAAAAUGGGAAAUGGGAACAUACUUCAUGUGAAAUUUUGAUUCGCGAUAGGGGUGAAUAAAAAAUUUUUGUUUAAAUGAAAUUGUAUUUAUUAAAAUAUCACUGAUUCUCAAAAAUUUUAACUAAGACGGACAGAAAAUUUGUAUGAAAAUCCCUCAGUUUUGAAAUAAUUUUUGCGUGUUUUUCAUACAAAUUGUUUUCCGUUCGUGUUCUGAAUUUGGGGGUAAUAUGGAAAUAAAAAUCACUCAUACCACCCGUUAAACAUAUUGAUAAUAUAUUGAAUAUCUUUCCGAAGCCCCCCAAUAACUUACAAACAUUAUUGAUUCAUAAAUAUACCGGGUAUAGGCCUGGUUUGAUAGCUAUUUAAAAUCGAGAAAAUCGGUCCACAAAUGGCUGAGGUAUAAUCAAAAAACGAAGAUUACCUCGAUUUUUAGCCUAUUUUGAAAAAAAAAAAUUUUUUUUAAAAAAAAUUUGUUCAAAAAAUUUUUUUUUUCAUUAAUUUCGAUUUUUACCUAUUUUUUAAAGAAAAAAACGUUUCACCAAAAAAAUAGUUUUUUAUUAUUUAUCAAAUUUUUUUUCACCAAAAAAUGUUCAUUUAAAAAAAGUAAUUUUCAAUAUUUAAUGUCGAAUUAGCACUCUUACUUACUUGAUUAACUUUUGACCAAAUGAUCACAUUCAUGAAUUUAUGAUUAAAUGCAAAUAUUUCGAAAGUGAAAUUAAAAUAAAAUGUACAAGAUUUCUUUGUUCCGCCUAAACUCAAACAAGAAAAUAACAAUAAAUUUUACUCGAUCACGAAAGCGAUAAUUGAUCACGAAAGCUCUUGGUAUGAAAAAUAUCAGUUUAAAUAGUAAAUUGCGUUUUUCGCUAGAAAUUAUUAUCAACUUUAAACAUAGAUAGAUUGUUUCACAAUAUCGAAUGUAACAUUUCGUUCUAAGUGAAAGAAAACUGGUUUUGGUUUUCCCAAACAUUAUUUUUAUGUGAACGACUCAGUUUUCUUUCGUUUAGAAUGCAAACGAAAUUUAACAUUCGGUAUAGUGAAACAAGCUAAAGGUAGGGUCACACAUGGUCACACAUUUUAUUUGAUGCUGUUUGAUCUUACAAAACACUUGUAAGAGUAAACACGUCAAACAAAUUUGUGCUAAUAAAAGUGGUUACGCUUUUUUGAGUAAAUAUUUGCCAUGUGUGACCCUGCCUUAAGGAUGUUUGCUGAAAUUGUUUCUCAUUAAAAAAAUCGAAUACAAAUGCUGCUGUAUUAUAGGAAAUAUUAAAAAUUACUAUGUUUUAGAUAGAUAUUUAGCUCUAUUCCACAUUUGAAAAUCAUUCUAGAUAUAAAACAUUCCCUUCUCCGUCAAUUACACAAACUUACACUCUCUCUUUACACUGCUCUUAGGAAAACAAUUGCAAAACAAACCCAACUGCAUUGCAUGUUAGUUAAAUUUUGUUAGUUUUAAUUUAUUAUUUGUUUAAUUUUGUAAAUUACAAUUUAAUGUAUGUAUAUAAUAUACACUUAGUUUGAAUGAAAUAUUUUGUACUUAUGAAAAUAAAAACAAGAAAUACUUAAAAAAAUCUACAAUACUAUGGAUGGUAUACAAAUUUAAAUAGGAAUCUUUAAUUUUUUUUUUUUUGUAAUUCCAUACAAAAUUCCAUCCAGCAAAAAAAAAUAUAUAUGAAAAUCAUAAGAAAAUAUCUUCCCGGAACAUAAUAAUUUACUUUACAAACCUGGUCCUACUACUACUACUUACUUACUUAUUUACUUACUUACAAACUCCUAGAGUUUUAAUUAAUUAAUAAUUUUAUCAUUAAGUUCCACAUGUUUUAGCUAUUCUUUUGUUAAAUUAAUUUUAAAAAAAUUUAAAAAAGAAAAUAAAAACAAACACAAAAAUUGUAUCCAUAAAAAUUAAGUCAAACUUUUUUAUAUAGGAAAAUUGUUAUUACUUGCUUAGGAUAAAACAUAUAUACAAGAAUUAAGUAAAGUAACUUUAUUUAAUAGAUUUAAUUUUUGUUAAAACAUUUAAACAAACACACAACACACAUCCAUCCCUCUUUCCUUUUUUAUGCCAAAAAAACAAACUGAAUAUAAUUUUAAUAUCCUAUCCUAUCCUCUCCCAUAUAAAACUCAUUGUCUUUCCAAAAACCUUUCCCUUAAAUAUACUACUAAUAUUUAAAUUUAAACAUACAUUUCCUCUAUAUAUAUAUUUUGUUUUUCAAAAGGAAAUUGUAAUCUUACAAUUAAACUAAAAUUAAAAAAAAAUAAACCUAUAUUUUAUUUUAAAAAUUAUUUAAUUAUUGUAUUGUAUAUGUAUUGUACGGUAAACAUUAAUUAAUUAUGAUAUACAUAAAUUAUAAUAAAAAAAAUAUAUAUAAAAUUAUAAACUCUAUAUUAUUGUUGUAAAAUAUGAAUUUCUUAAUUAUACAAAAUUAAAUUAAAAAAAAAUAACUAAAUAUUAAUAAAUACAAAUUACCAACAAACAAAUUAGCCCUUAGUUUUCUAUGUUUGUAUUACAUAUUACAUAUUAUGUUUAUUUUAAUUAAUUAUUAUUACACUUAAUGUAAUGUUCAUUUUUUUUAAAUUAAAUUUAAAUAGUUUUCUUAUUAUUUCGUAUUAACCGUAUACAUUUAUAUACAUACAUACUUAAUAUAUAUAUAUUUCUUAGAAUUUUUUUUUCUUAAUUUAUAUAAAAAAUAAAUGAUACAUAACAAUUAAAAACAAAUACGAUAUUUUAAAGAAAACUUUCUGUUUUAAGAAGAAAUAAAAAAAAAAUAAAUAAAAAAACCAAAAAAUACAAA
Calliphora vicina (urban bluebottle blowfly) is the source of this 12164-nucleotide messenger RNA. RefSeq names its product anne boleyn (gene anne). Gene Ontology annotation, molecular function: ATPase-coupled monoatomic cation transmembrane transporter activity; P-type ion transporter activity; ATP hydrolysis activity. Gene Ontology annotation, biological process: polyamine transmembrane transport; intracellular calcium ion homeostasis. Gene Ontology annotation, cellular component: membrane. The transcript has 9 exons. NCBI's taxonomy places the organism in Eukaryota, Metazoa, Arthropoda, Insecta, Diptera, Calliphoridae. The coding region runs from base 2602 to 7497 and encodes 1631 amino acids. The record is from RefSeq and is a predicted model, not a curated record.